AUGGCAUCAAUAGUACCAAGAUUCAGAUGUCUCAAUGCGCCCCCAUUGCGACAGACAUCAAGAAAUAUUCUCGCAAUUCCUACUGCAACCUCACGAUCAUUCGCCACUGAAAUAGAUGUAUCCAAGCCGACACCCAUCGUAAAACGACGUCCUACAUACUUUAAAGACAAGAUCAAUGCCGUACCCUCGUUUUCGGAGUUUGUCGGUCUGCCAGAGAAAGCUUUCACACCUGAAGAUGCACUCGAAUUGCGUACCGCGAUGGUUGGUCCUCCUGGAAAGAAGAGGCAAAUUACAAGAUUACCUGAAUGGUUAAAGACGCCAAUUCCGGACAAUUCGAAUUACAAAAAGAUCAAGAAGGAUCUGCGAGGGUUAAAUUUACAUACUGUAUGCGAAGAAGCUCGAUGUCCGAAUAUCUCGGAUUGCUGGGGUGGUAGUGAUAAAAGUGCUGCGACUGCGACAAUUAUGUUGAUGGGAGAUACUUGCACAAGAGGAUGUCGAUUCUGUAGUGUUAAGACAUCUAAAGCACCGCCUCCGUUGGAUCCUCACGAACCGGAACAUACAGCUGAAGCAUUGUCUAGAUGGGGUUUGGGAUAUGUUGUUUUGACAUCUGUGGAUAGAGAUGAUCUUGCAGAUGGAGGGGCAAGACAUUUUGCAGAGACAAUCAUGAAGAUUAAGCAGAAGAAAUCUUCAAUCUUGGUUGAGGCCUUGACGGGUGACUAUGGCGGAGAUUUGGAAAUGGUGAAAUUGGUUGCGGAAAGUGGUUUAGAUGUUUAUGCGCAUAACAUGGAGACUACUGAAGAACUUACACCAUUUGUUCGGGAUAGAAGAGCGAAAUACCGACAAAGUUUGAAGGUUUUGGAAGCGGCGAAGAAAGCUAAACCUUCAUUAAUUACAAAGACAAGUAUUAUGCUUGGAUUGGGAGAAACGGAGGAAGCAUUAUGGCAAGCAUUGAGAGAUCUCCGAGAAGUCGAUGUUGACGUCGUUACUUUCGGUCAAUAUAUGCGCCCUACCAAACGUCAUAUGAAAGUAGAAGAAUAUGUUACACCUGAGGUAUUUGAGAUCUGGCGUCAACGCGCAUUAGAUCUUGGGUUCUUAUAUUGUGCCAGUGGACCUUUAGUGAGAAGUUCGUACAAAGCUGGUGAGGCAUUCAUAGAGAAUGUUCUCAAGAAGAGAAAGGGUGUAACUAUAUUAUCUGAUGAAGCUACUGGUAUGGAUAAAGCAAUUGUAUAA
Molecule: messenger RNA, 1230 nt
Organism: Sclerotinia sclerotiorum 1980 UF-70
Lineage: Eukaryota; Fungi; Ascomycota; Leotiomycetes; Helotiales; Sclerotiniaceae
Product: lipoic acid synthase
Exons: 2
Coding region: 1-1230 (409 amino acids)
Biological process (GO): lipoate biosynthetic process
Cellular component (GO): mitochondrion
Molecular function (GO): lipoate synthase activity; 4 iron, 4 sulfur cluster binding
Source: RefSeq, a predicted model, not a curated record